Malania oleifera is the source of this 510-nucleotide messenger RNA. RefSeq lists its product as uncharacterized. The transcript has a single exon. NCBI's taxonomy places the organism in Eukaryota, Viridiplantae, Streptophyta, Magnoliopsida, Santalales, Ximeniaceae. The record is from RefSeq and is a predicted model, not a curated record. Bases 1 to 510 code for a protein of 169 amino acids.
AUGGAUCCUGGAGGUAGUAGUACUCACGCUAGCGGUGAUGAUGGUACAGGGCCUUCUAGCAUGGGCGGCGGGGAUUCAGAUGUUAUUUUGUGCAGCAUAGCUCAGCAGGUUAAUACUGAGAUUGCACAAAGCUCCAGGGAGCAGGGAGGCCCAUCUGCAAGACAGGGUUGUAUGAUAGAAAAGUUCACGAAGAUGAACCCUCCAGCGUUUUCAAGAGGAGCUGAUCCUACAAUUGCCGAGAACUGGAUGCAGGAGAUUGAGAAGGUAUUAACGGUGCUCCAUUGCAUUAAUGAGCAGAGGGUCCUCUAUGCUACAUACAAGUUCAUAGGCGAGGUCGAGAGAUGGUGGGUUGCUACAAAAUUAUUUGAGGAGCAGAGAUCCAUACUAGUGGCUAUGACGUGGGGUCGAUUCAAGGAGGCAUUUUUCGAUAGAUAUUUUCCCGCCACUGUCAGAGAGGUUAAGGUGGUAGAAUUUAUGAAUUUGACUCAGGGAAAUCUCACGAUUCAGUAG